AUGGCAUCAGAGGCACAACCCGGACCUUCUCUUCUUAGGGAUGGAGUGGAAAGAGGGGUUAAGCAGCGCCCACAGGUACGGAAAGAGCAAUGGGGACGAGGGAAGAGGCAACUCUGCCUCCCUUUAUGUCGAGUAGGGAAGGGAUCUAAGAGAAGAGAUAUUUCCUUCUUCUUCCAGGGUCUGGUCACCUUUGAGGAGGUGGCCGUGCGUUUCACAGAGGAGGAGUGCGCUCUGCUGGAUCCAAGCCAAAGAGCUCUGAACAGGGAAGUUAUGGAGGAGAAUUACGAGACAGUGACCUCUCUGGGUAAGGAAACAUAUUUCUGUAUGCAGUGGAGGAAUAACUGGUCCAAUCCAGUGACCCCCAGCCCAGUGUCCUGUUCACAGUAGUAUCCUGUUCAUCCCAAGAAAAUGUCUGUGGGGAAGCCCGCAAGCAGGAGCUUAGCGUUAAGAACAGGGGUCAGCAAACUUUUUCAGCAAGGGGCCGGUCUACUGUCCCUCAGACCUUGUGGGGGGCCGGACUAUAUUUUGAAAAUAAAAAUGAAUUCCUAUGCCCCACAAAUAACCCAGAUAUGCAUUUUGAAGAAAAGCACACAUUCUACUCAUGUAAAAACACCAGGCAGGCCCCACUGAUAACCCAGAGAUGCAUUUUAAAUAAAAGGGCACAUUCUACUCAUGUUCAAACACGCUGAUUCCCAGACUGUCUGCAGGCCAGAUUUAGAAGGCGAUUGGGCUGGAUCCGGCCCCCGGGCCUUAGUUUGCCUACCCAUGGUUAAGAACAUCUUGCCCUCCUGUGGUUCCUGGCGUUCCCAGAGAAAACCAAUACAUUUGGUGGAGUCUUAAGAGCAAACGGUUGCAAAACUUCCGCUUUCGCAUCUAACCUCAAGAUUUAUUAUUAAUACUAUUACAGUGGUACCUCGGAAGUCGAAUGGAAUACGUUCCGGAAGUCCGUUCGACUUCCAAAACGUUCAGAAGCCCCGUCAGACGUUCAGCUUCCAAAAGCAUUAGCCCUCUCCUCCAUUAGCUCAGUCGGUAGAACAUGGGGCUCUUAAAUCUCAGGGUUCAAGGGUUUGAGCCCCACAUCAGGCAAAAGAUUCCUGCAUUGCAGGGGGUGGGACUAAAUGACCCUCGGGGUCCCUUCCAACUCUACAAUUCUGUGAACACAGAAAUGUUGCAGUGGCUUGAAUCUCAAUGGGAAAAUACCUCAUCUCAAAUUGUAAAUUUGAGGUACCCCACAGCCUUGGCUUGCUGUGGAUGAGGAAGAAUGGCUGGCUGCCAGGGGCUGGUUUUUGCUUUCUGUGUUUUGAGCCGCGGUAGUCCAAAUCAAGACAGCUAGCUUUGCUAAGUUCUGCAGCGUCAUCCCUGCAACAGAGGUUUCAUGCUGAGCUCCAUUUCAUGCUGAGCCCUUUUGCUAGUCCAUAAGGGAUCAGAAUUGGCCCUCUUGGGUUUGAGGUCGUAGACUUGGCUUGACUGGGAAUGGCUGGAUGUUUUGUGGUCCAAAGUAACUGCUCUCUCUUUCCUUGAAAGAAUCAGACCUCAGUUCGUACUGGGAAGAAAGGCAAGAGCAGCUUCUCCAGGAUGACAAAGAAGGGGAGACAUUAGCAGGUAGGUUGUGUUUUUGCUCAGGGAUUUGAAGGUGUGACAAUUUCGCUCUGUUUGGAGGACAGAUCUACACCUGAUUUCUGCGCAGCAGAAACCGAGCUGACGGUUAACUUUUUCAGCUGGAUUCCUUCUUUAACUUCUGCCACAUUAAGGAAGUUAGUCGUAUCAGUCUAGUGUACAAGGGUGAGCAUUCCAGCACAUGGAAAAGACAUUUCUGCCAUAGAACUUAAUCAGACUUAAUCAGAAAAGAAGAUCAAUGAGGUUAAUGACAUAAAAACCUGAUAAAAUAUCAGCAUUACCAUUCUAAAAAUAAUGAUUAACCCUGAUUAAAUCCCAGUUACCUGGGCAGCGAGCAACAGGUGAUAUGUUCCUCCCAAAUGAAAGCGCGAGAGGUGCUCAGAUUUUCCUUUGAAUGAGGUUUUUUUUUUUUGGUAAGCUUUAUCCAUUAUCAAAGAAAAACAAGACGUACCAGCAGAUUUCUGUGCUCCUAUAAUUUACUAGUGUCUUUUGACCGCAGCCAAAACCAUAACCAAGGAGGAGCGCUUUGUUCCCCUCUUGGUCUCUUCCCCAGCCUUGUUACCUCCCUUAUCUCCUCCAACCCCAACCCCAAUUGCAUCAAAGGAGACACACCUGUACUUAGUGAAAUCAGGUGGGAGAUAGAGCAGGAAGGGGCUUGUGUUGUUGUCGUCUUGAGACUGUAGGAUAUUCAGAAGCUAACCUCAGAUUGAGCUGGGCAUGAAGAGAAGAAAUGGAAGAUGCUUAAUCAUAAUGAUGAUGAUGAUGAUUUUAUUUUUACCCCACCUAUCUGGCUGUCUUGCCCCAGCCACUCUGAAAACGACAAAAUCAGAGAAGCAGAGAACUGGGCUCAAUCCAUAACAAGAUCUCUGCUUGCCAUUUGAGUGACAUUUCCUUUUUCUCCCUCCCCUGAAACAGGCAGUGGGCAGAACAAUGAGAAUUGUGGGGAGACAUCCGCCGUGGUGUCGUCAGAAAACUCAGAACACGAAGCUUCAAAAGAAAUGUCUGUAAAUCAAAUAGAAACCCCAGAUCAUGAAAGAAACAAGUCAAAGAAAGCAAAAAAGAAAUCCACGGCUUCUCAGGACACUGAUGUCCACGAACCCCUCGUCUCAAAGAAAGAUCACACAGAAAACAAAUGUACAGAGUGUGGUGAAAUAUUUAGAUAUAAAUCACAAUUAAAAAUGCAUUACCGAACUCAUGGGAUUCAUACAGAGGUGAAACCAUUUAAAUGUACGGUGUGUGGAAAGAGCUUCAGCCAUAGUGGGAGCCUUAGCAUGCAUCAUAGAAUCCACACAGGGGAGAAACCAUUCGAAUGUACCGAGUGUGGAAAAAGUUUCACUGGACGUGGUGACCUUUCUAAGCAUCAGAGAAUCCACACAAGGGAGAAACCGUUCAGGUGCAUGGAGUGUGGAAAAUGCUUUAGUCAGAGCGCUCACCUUACAUUACAUGAAAGAACACAUACAGGGGAGAAACCGUUUCAGUGUAUGGAGUGUGGAAAAGGUUUCACUGGAAGCGGUGACCUUUCUAAGCAUCUCAGAAUCCACACAAGGGAGAAACCCUUCAAAUGCAUGGAGUGUGGAAAGGGCUUUACUCAAAGAGCUCACCUUACUUUUCAUCAGAGAACAUACACAGGGGAGAAACAAUUCACAUCUUUGGAGUGUGGAAAGAGCUCCAGUGGGAGUGGUGACCUUGCUCAGCAUCAAACAACACACACAGGGGAGAAACCGUUUAAAUGUACAGAGUGCGGAAAGAGUUUCAGUGGGGGUGAUGGCCUUAUCAAGCAUCAAAAAAUCCACACAAAGGAAAAACCGUUCCUAUGCAAGGAGUGUGGAAAACGCUUUAGUCAGAAUGCUCACCUUACUUUACAUCAAAGAACACACACAGGGGAGAAACCAUUUAAAUGUACGGAGUGUGGAAAAAGCUUCUGUGGGUCUGGUGACCUUACUAAGCAUAAAAGAAUCCACACAAGGGAAAAACCGUUCCUAUGCAAGGAGUGUGGAAAGAGCUUUAGUCAAAGUGCUCACCUUACUUUACAUCAAAGAACACACACAGGGGAGAAACCGUUUAAAUGUACAGAGUGCGGAAAGAGCUUCAGUGGGAAUGGUGACCUUACUAAGCAUCAAAGAAUCCACACAAAGAAGAAAUCAUAA
Messenger RNA from Podarcis lilfordi (Lilford's wall lizard), 3764 nucleotides. NCBI's taxonomy places the organism in Eukaryota, Metazoa, Chordata, Lepidosauria, Squamata, Lacertidae. The record is from the annotation of a GenBank genome assembly.